Molecule: messenger RNA, 2414 nt
Organism: Acanthaster planci (crown-of-thorns starfish)
Lineage: Eukaryota; Metazoa; Echinodermata; Asteroidea; Valvatida; Acanthasteridae
Product: lysosomal alpha-glucosidase-like
Biological process (GO): carbohydrate metabolic process
Molecular function (GO): alpha-1,4-glucosidase activity; carbohydrate binding
Source: RefSeq, a predicted model, not a curated record
GGUCUCAUGAUGCACCACGUGACAGUGUUGAGCACAGCCAUGUGAUUGAAAUGUACCGCAUUAUACAUCAUAUACAUGGCAUACGAAGAUAUCCAGUUGCAUAGGAUGUUAACAUCACUUUGAAGAACCAUCACGGGGUCGCUACUACUGAGUACGUCACUGUCACAAAAGGGCGUACCCUGGCUAAUCUAGGUAAAGAAUAUGAAGCUUUGUGAAAUGCAGUCACUGAGAGCUGUUGGCUGUCAUCGAGCCAUCUUUGGUAUUGCCUUCAUCAGUUACCUGCUAUCAGGGGUUACCCUGACAUCUGGUAUGCAAUGCUCUGGUAUUGCUUCAUCUUUCCGCUUUGAUUGCCACCCUGAAGAGGACGCAAGUCAACAAGAAUGCCAGCGACGUGGAUGCUGUUGGCUGGCAUCCAAAAACUUGGACGAGGGCGUUCCCUACUGUUUCUAUCCAUCAGAUUUCCCGACCUACCAGAUGGGCUCACCGCAGCAAACAGCAUUUGGUUACACUGUGAUGUUAAAACGUACUACCAAAAGUUACUAUCCAAAUGAUGUGAUGCAGCUUCAAAUGGAUCUUUACUUUGAGACUAGCUACAGAUUACACUUCAAGAUAUACGACCCCAAGUCUAAACGUUAUCAGGUUCCCGUCCCUACACCAAAAGUCAGCAAGCGAGUGCCAUCAACAGACUACAAAGUGCAAUUCUUAUGGUCUCCAAUGGGCUUAAUUGUCACCCGUCGAGUGGAUGGUACCGUAAUAUUCAACAGUACCCUAAGUCCCUUGAUUUUUGCAGACCAGUUCCUUCAACUCUCAACCAGCCUGGUCACACCAUACAUCUAUGGUCUUGGAGAACACAGAGGUCGUUUCAGGGUUGCUUCAGAUUGGGAGACCUAUCCAAUGUGGUCAAGAGAUCAACCCCCUCAUGUUGGUGAUAAUUUGUAUGGAGUGCAUCCGUUCCACUUGGGUCUUGAGGGCAGUUCAGGCAACUCCCACGGUGUCUUCCUUCUCAACAGUAAUGCCAUGGAGGUCGUGCUACAGCCUGCUCCAGCACUCACCUACCGGACCAUCGGUGGGAUUCUGGACUUCUAUAUCUUCAUGGGUCCCGGAUCGGACCAAGUUGUCCAGCAGUACACCGAGGUCAUUGGUCAUCCAUUUAUGCCUCCUUACUGGGGUCUUGGAUUUCAUCUGUGUCGCUGGGGUUAUGGAUCAUCAAACAGGACCUUGGAGAUUGUCAAACGGAUGAGAGCUGCUUCAAUUCCACAGGACACUCAGUGGAACGACAUCGAUUACCUAGAUGGACGAAAAGACUUCACGAUCAACAGCGGACCAUAUUCAGGACUGCCUGAAAUGGUCAAGUAUCUUCAUUCCAUUGGCAUGCAUUAUAUUCCAAUCAUAGACCCAGCUAUCUGCAGUACUCAACCUGCUGGGACAUAUCCACCGUAUGACACUGGUAUCGCACAAGAUGUGUUCAUUAAAGACAGCAAUGGAAAACCAAUUGUUGGAAAGGUGUGGCCGGGUUCAACUGUAUUCCCAGACUUCUUCAACAACAAGACCAAGAGCUGGUGGCUUGAUCAAAUCAGGAAUUUCCACGGCAAAGUGCCCAUUGAUGGACUGUGGAUAGAUAUGAACGAGCCUUCUAACUUUGUGGAUGGUUCUGUUGAUGGUUGCUCUACGGAUCCGUACAACAACCCACCCUACACUCCAGCUACACUACUUGGGGGCAAGCUAGAUUCAAGGACCCUGUGUGCUUCCUCCACCCAGGCUAUCGGCAAGCACUAUGACCUCCAUAGUCUUUAUGGAUAUUCAGAAUCCAUUGCCACAAACGAGGCUCUGGUGGAAGUACGCAAUAAAAGAAGUUUUGUCAUCUCAAGAUCAACUUACCCAGGGAGCGGCAAAUACACUGGUCACUGGCUGGGAGAUAACUAUAGUCUAUGGCCAGACAUGGCUUAUUCUAUAGCAGGCAUUUUAUCCUUCAAUUUGUUUGGCAUACCUCUGGUUGGCGCCGAUAUAUGUGGCUUCAACCUUGAUACAACGGAAGAACUUUGUCAGCGAUGGAUGCAGCUAGGGGCUCUCUAUCCAUUCUCUCGCAAUCACAACACACUCGGAGCUAAAGAUCAGGAUCCAACUUCGUUCAGUCAAGAUAUGCAGACUUCAACCAGGAAUGCUCUUCAGCUACGCUACAGCCUCCUGCCAUACAUCUAUACCCUGUUCCACCUUGCACAUACCCAGGGCUCCACUGUGGCCAGACCUUUGUUCUUUGAGUAAGUAUGAAGUGUGUUUGAAAUGGGCUGUACACGUUGACUCAUUGCUCACUUAAUGCCGACUUGGGAAAGUUUAGCUCAUUUCAUGUAAAAAGUUCCAGUCAAUUAUUGUAGUUGUCUACCUGCAUGAAGUCCUUUAAGAAGGUUUCUUAUGCU